AGCUCUGAAUAUUUGCCCACGUCUGUAAGAAAACAUACUAAUUACUGUGAACAAACACACUCUGAUGUGCAUUUCUUUGUUCUCACAGCAGAGACUGGCAGGGUUUAUGAAGCAAAGUGUUGCUCAGUUUCGAAGGCAGCUAGUUCCCCCAUUUUGCGUGAAUCUCUUCCUACCAAACUGUCGGUAAGUAGGUACCAGACUGCACGGGUUUACGUCCUAGAAACAGCAAAGCUACUCUAAAAAUUUACAUUGCAGAGCCCCAAAAAUGCUUUUGUAUUAUGCCCUGCAACUUCAACCAGUUCAAUAUAGGCCAUCACCUAUCACGACUUCCUUUGCUAGUCGGAUUGUCAUGUGUAAGAGGCGAGAAAGGGCAUAAAACAGUAAAAAAUGUUUAAGGCUCCCACACACAGACGCGAUACUCAGCUCGGUACGGUACGGGACGAUAUCUAAUUACAUUGCGGUAAAUGGAGGUCCGCACACUGGCGCGGUACUCCGAGGAGCGCGAUAUUAUCGCAGUCGGUAUAUCGCCUCGGUAUUUCGGUCUACCAAGCGCACUCGGUAGACCGCUCGGUAUCGCAGCGGUAAAUAGUCAUGGAUCCGUCUUUGGGGGAAGUUUUGCUUUUAGCUGUCGCUCUUGACGAAGACGAAGGUGAAUCCCGGCGAAAGAGACGAAUCACUUGGGUUCAUGAUAUAAACUUGUCAAGAGAGGAACUGGGUGAGUUUUAUACAUUGAUACCUCAACUCCUGAAGGACGAAAAACGGUUCUACAUAUAUUUCAGGAUGAAAAUUGAGAGGUUUGAUGAAAUCCUGAGAGCCAUCGGGCAAGAAGAUAUCAUUAAACAAUAUACCAAUUGCCGGAGGCCUAUUCUUGCCAUUAAGUGGAGGAUUUUUUUGAGACCCAUAGAACUGAAAGGAGGAAAUAUAAAACACAUUGUAUCAGCAGCGUGUUUGCUUCAUAAUUUUCUAAGUCUCAAAAACUGUGAUGAAAAGUACAGGGAAGAACUGCUACGAGUGGAGCCAUUGGAAGGAGAAAUGUUCCCUAUCCAGCCUUUACGUCUCCCAAUGGCGGCAAACGUUAGCUACGCCAUUAGAGAGCGGUUUGUUGCGUACUUCAACUUGAUGACUGCCCCAGGAAUUCGUGUUAGUGAACGGAACUGGUGCAUAGCCUACACUAAGAAUGCCCACAGUUACUGUAUACUUAACCCUAUAUAAAUAUAUGCAGAUUUUUCUACUUGCUGUCUCUGUUCAUUGUAACAGCCAAUUCCUUCCACUUUCUAUCCUUAGCACGUGAAUCCUUGUACAUCGGAUGACGAGUAUCGUACAAUAAAGCAUUUUCUUUGACGAACUCUAUUAUUUGUUCCAUUUGGCUACCCAUGUCAUUUCACGUACGUAAAGAUACUGAUUGAGUGUGAGUCAUGGCCAACUGGUUAUCGGGUGUCAAAGAUUCCCGAGUUCCGAGUGUCGCGUCUGUGUGCGCGGCCCACUCGGUAAACAGCCGCUUUCGUCCCGAGUGCUAUAUCGUCCCGAAUCGUAUCGCGUCUGUGUGUGGGAGCCUAUUCUACUACAAGCAUAACCCUCAGAAUGGUCGCUCCGAAGUCUAGCUGAAUCCCAACUAAAACUUGCAACUGCGGAAUAAUAUCACGUACACCAUAAUUUGUAAAAAUAUGAGGAAACUUAAUGAUUCCCCAAGGAAUACCCAAAACUUACACACUUCCAUUAAAAACUUAGUAUCCGGUAACACAGAUGCAACAGUUACGCCUACUCGCUGUGGUGGUGGUCACUUGCGUCACUUGUGGCCUUGGUACCAUAGGCGACACAUAGAAGACCGAGAAGACAGA
Molecule: messenger RNA, 1838 nt
Organism: Cryptotermes secundus
Lineage: Eukaryota; Metazoa; Arthropoda; Insecta; Blattodea; Kalotermitidae
Exons: 2
Coding region: 592-1212 (206 amino acids)
Source: RefSeq, a predicted model, not a curated record